Messenger RNA from Cinara cedri, 3811 nucleotides. NCBI's taxonomy places the organism in Eukaryota, Metazoa, Arthropoda, Insecta, Hemiptera, Aphididae. The record is from the annotation of a GenBank genome assembly.
UACCUAUGAAACAUGUUGACACGGCCCUCAAUGAAACUUGUAGGAUAAUAAUCGGAUGCCUUAAGCCAACACCACUUAAAUAUAUAUAUCCAUUAGCAGGGAUAGCUCCACCCAAAAUACGAAGAUAUGUGGCCACAUNGAAGAAACAGUAACAUUAGGAGAAACCCUGAUUAACCACCUAUGUAAAAAUAGAAAUGACAGGUGGCAUGAACUCAUUGAGAAUACAGACAUGACCAAAAACAGCAAAAAAGCAUGGCGACUCAUCAAGAGGCUAAGUGGGGACCCGGUUACACACACUAACGAUAUAAACGUAACAGCUAAUCAAGUAGCCACACAGCUACUCUUAAACGGUAAACCAGGGACAAAAAUCAAAAGAGAAAAACUCAUUAGAACCUUAGACACUGAGCAAAAUAAUUUCCAGCUUGACUUUACUCUUGAUGAACUAAACGAGAGCCUGAAGGAGAUGAAAAACGGAAAGGCACCUGGGUUGGACGAAAUAAUGACAGAACAAAUAAAAGAAUUCAGCAUAAAAGCUAAACAAUGGUUAUUAACUUUUCUAAACUUAUGCCGCGAUAAGGCCUUAGUACCCAAAAUGUGGAGAAAGGCAAAAGUAGUGGCACUGCCAAAACCAGGCAAAGAUUACCAAAACCCAAAAAACUACAGACCGAUAUCUUUGCUAUGUCAUACCUUUAAAUUGUAUGAACGCAUGAUUAUGAAUCGUAUCAAGUGCCAAGUCGAAAGAAAACUUAUUCCUGAGCAAGCUGGUUUUAGGCCAGGCAAAAACUGUACAGGACAGGUAUUAAACCUGUGCCAACAUAAAGAGGACGGCUAUGAGAAUAAAAAAGUAACAGGGGUGGUUUUUGUAGACCUAUCCGCAGCGUACGAUACGGUGAACCAUAAUCUUUUACUUAAAAAGAUAUACGAAUGUACAGAUGACUGGCACUUUGUCCGAAUAAUAUCCUCUAUGCUACACAAUCGACGUUUUACAGUUACACUAAAUAAUAAAUGGAGCAGAUGGAGAAACCAGCGAAAUGGGUUACCCCAAGGUAGCGUGCUAGCGCCCAUGCUGUUCAACAUAUACACCAACGAUCAGCCCAUCAUUAAAGAAAAAAAAAAUUUCUUAUAUGCAGACGACUUAGCCCUAGCAGCGCAGGACACAACUUUCGAAAUAGUCGAACGUAAACUUACCAGAUCACUUCAAGAACUAACAAAUUAUUACAUAAAAAACCAAUUAAGACCUAAUCCACAUAAGACACAGAUAUGCAGCUUCCACCUCCGAAACCGCGAGGCAAAAAGAAAACUAAAAAUUGAAUGGCUUGGAAAACCAUUGGGAAAUACAGAACACCCAGUUUAUCUAGGGGUCACACUGGACAGAACUCUUACAUUCAAAGAACAGUGUAAGAAAACAAAAAUGAAAGUUGAAGCAAGAAACAAUCUAAUACGGAAACUAACAGGUAGCAAGUGGGGCGCAACUCCAAACACGAUCCGUACUACUGGACUAGCACUUUGUUUCUCGGCAGGCGAGUAUGCUAGCCCAGUAUGGAACCAAUCUAAACAUUCAAAACAUGUUGACACGGCCCUCAAUGAAACUUGUAGGAUAAUAACCGGAUGCCUUAAGCCAACACCACUUAAAUAUAUAUUUCCAUUAGCAGGGAUAGCUCCACCCAAAAUACGAAGAUAUGUGGCCACAUGCAUGGAGAGAACCAAACAAACAAUGGAUCAACGACACCCCAUGCAUGGCUACUCAGCACCCCAAAGGAGACUUAAAUCCCGAAGAAGCUUUAUUGCCAAUUCAACCACGAUCCAAGGCCCACCGGAACAACAGAGAAUACUAAAAUGGAGAGAAGAGCUACAAUGCGAAAAACCCGUCCCGUUUGCUGAGCAACUACCAUGUGGAGGAAACCAACCAUGGACUAUAUGGAAGACAUUAAAUAGGUUGAGAACUGGAGUAGCAAAAACAAAAGUAAACAUGAUGAAAUGGGGAUACCAGAAAGAACUGGACAUACUAUGCGAAUGUGGCGAAGACCAAUCAGAUGAACACUUACUACAAUGCACACUAGCUCCACCAGGAUGCACGACCGACGACUUGGCUUUAGCCAACGAAAAAGCAAUAUCAAUUACAACUCACUGGCUAAAACAAAAUAUUUAAACAUUUAAUUUUAUAUUUUAUACUCAUAUUUUAACCUAUCUAUUUUUAGACAACUUUAUGUAUUUAUGUAUUUUAUGUAUUUUAUGUAAUAGUAUAUAGAUAUAGCCCUAGCACCGGACACGAUAAGAAGAAGAAUUGUACCUAUUUUCCCGUUUUACCCACGGUUUUCCCCAUUUAUUAUGAAAACAGCAGGGGAAACCAAAAAAUGAUCACCCUGAAGUACCACCCCAGUCAGAUUUCCUUUCGGAAAAGUACUAUAAUUGAAAAUCGGAGCAAAAUAACUGGUAAAAAAAGUUAUUCACAGGUGUGAACAAAUUUAAAAAAUAAACAUCAUAAUAAAACUAAUACAUAAUAUAAUAUAGUUAGAAUUAACAUGCUACCUAUAUUACGUUUGCCAAUCUUAACAUUGCUACAACCGUCCAACACACUCUUGUAUUACAUACCCUAUAAAAACUAUUAUAAUAUUAGGUAUGUAUAACAAUAUAAAUUAACACGGUACCUAUAACUAUUUAAACAUACCUAAUACAUUGCAUAUAAUCAAUGUCAAUUAAUUAAACAUUUAAUUAAUUAAUUAUUAUUGGUGCAGUAUGCAAUUAAAUAGUAUUUACUUUCAAAUUUUAAUAAGUAAAUUAUAAUUACCAUAAUUAUGACACCAUAGUCUAUAAUCCACAUCAUAAAUGUUUAAAAAAUAGGUAUUGAAAUGUUAAAGUAGAAGGUACCUAUACAAGAUGAAUUACUUUGUCAUGAACCACCAAUUUUCUUGGAUGAUGUAAUAUGAAAUUGUGAAAUCGAUUUCUGUUUUAGAUUAAAAGUGGAUCGAAGCCAAUUGACUUUACUAUGUGUUUUAUAUUCUGACCGGAGCGACGAAUGUAUUGGUUUUAUAGUGAUGUUUAUUUUAUUUAUUCUUUUUUAUCUGAGAACAAAUAUUCUACCAGAAAUUUUGAUCCGAUUUUCAAGUGUAAUUUUUUUUCUGAAAGGAAAUCUGACUAGGGUGAUAGGUACCUACUUUGGGAAGAUCAUUUUUUGAUUUUCCCAGAUAAAUGGGAAAAUUUACAAAAUAUAUUAUUUUCAAAUCGUAAAUAUUACGGCCUUUCAAAACACGUUUAACUAAAAUCAUUAGCAAUGAUUAAUCUUUGGCUACAAAUAUACAUUCAAUUUUCUCUCUACUGUCACAACUUCUCACCUACAAAAUUGUGGCCCACCCAUUGUGCGAAAUAUGUCCGUUUGUUUUUAAAUUUUUUAUAUAUUUUUAAAUAUUUUUCUAGAAAUGUUGAUAUACAUUUCACUAAUAUAAAAUUUAAUGUUUAUGAGGUUAUAACUGAUUAUAGUUUAGAUGGGAGGAAUGGCCAAUUUAUCAUUUUAAAAUAUAUAAGCAAUUAAUUACCCUUCCUUAAAUUUUGAUCUGUUAUUAUUCAUAAAUGUUAAAUAUAUAAGUGUUAUGUAUUUCAAAAUUUCUCGAAAAAUAUUCUCUUUUUGAAUUAGCGAUUAAAAGGGGAGGAUCUUUAUUAAAAAUUAUAAUUAAAAUUAAAUAUUUAUAAAUAGAUUAUCAUUUAAAAAAAAAAUUAAAUAUACUUUCUUUGAGAAAAUUGCAGGUUUGUGAUAAAAGAAUCACCAGUAUAAAAAUCAAUAGUAAAUUUUUUUUUGUUCCAAAAUUCAUCAAGC